AAAGCGCAUUGUUUUUGCUGGAAUUGUCGCUGGAACAGAUACGACGCCGAGCCCGUCGAACAAGCCAGGGCAGAUUGGUAACACUCCUGACCGACGAACAAACAGAAGGCUACUGAACGCACAAUGAGUCUCGCCCAGCUGCAAUCCGAACGCGCCGACUAUGAGCGCAACCUCGUCGAAGUCGAGCAGAUGCUCGCCGAGGUGCCCGAUCUGGAAGACGCCCUCUCCAUGAAGGCAGAGAUCGUCGCCUUGCUCGAAGAUGUCGAUAGCAGAAUCGCCGCUCUGAAACCAGAACCGCCCACCGCCAAAGUAGAAGCCACCUCGUCGAGCGAGAAGUGGAGCAAGGAAAACCACCCGGCAUACCGCAAGCAGGCACCCAGCGCUGCCCCUGCCGUCGAAGAGAAGAAAGCUCCCGUUUCUUUCAAGGUCAACGAUAACGUUUUGGCCAAGUAUGCAGGCGACAAGCAGUUCUACGAAGCGCGCAUCAUCUCCGUCACUGGCUCCUCGGCCGCUCCCAUCUACACAGUCAACUUCAAGGGCUACACAGGCACAGAGACGUUGCGUCAAGAACACUUGCGCCCUCUUCCUGCUGCUUCAUCUUCGACUUCUCAGAAGCGCAAGGCUGAUGGCUCUCCUGCAGUCUCCGUUCCUUCUACACCUACAGUCAGCACUCCCAUUCCCGGUGUCAUCUCCGCCGAGGCAAACAUCAACCCUGCCCUAGCCAGCGCCGCCAAGAAGGAUCAGAUCAAACCUCUCGACGGUGACAGAAAGCCCCCGAAGAAAGUGAAGACCUCCAAGGCUCUCGAAAGUAGCAAGAACAACUGGCAGUCAUGGCAGUCAAAGGCCUCUUCCGGCAAGGCUGCCAAGGUUGUCCAGAAGGAGAGCAUGUUCCGUACUGGUGAAGCUCCUUCUGCCAGAGUCGGUUUCACGGGUUCUGGCCAGACCAUGCGUAAGGAUGUCGAGCGCACUCGCCACAACUACACUCUUGACUGAAAGCUUUCUGCAUUUCUGCGUUCUAUCCUGGCGCAUCCACCAAACAAGCCACAGUCGUUCACCUCCUAAGCCACUUCUCUAGAGGUAAGACUAGAGUCGCCGCAGUUCUAACGGCUGCUUUUCUCCUUUUCUAAACUUCAUGUUCAUCAUUACUUUUUUCAAUGGCGUCUUCCGGUU
This is a messenger RNA of Aureobasidium pullulans EXF-150, 1170 nucleotides long. RefSeq lists its product as uncharacterized. The record is from RefSeq and is a predicted model, not a curated record. NCBI's taxonomy places the organism in Eukaryota, Fungi, Ascomycota, Dothideomycetes, Dothideales, Saccotheciaceae. Bases 124 to 993 code for a protein of 289 amino acids. The transcript has 3 exons.